This is a messenger RNA of Bufo gargarizans (Asiatic toad), 611 nucleotides long. RefSeq names its product catalase-like. The annotation marks the transcript as partial. NCBI's taxonomy places the organism in Eukaryota, Metazoa, Chordata, Amphibia, Anura, Bufonidae. Gene Ontology annotation, biological process: hydrogen peroxide catabolic process; response to hydrogen peroxide. Gene Ontology annotation, molecular function: catalase activity; heme binding. Gene Ontology annotation, cellular component: cytoplasm. The transcript is spliced from 5 exons. The record is from RefSeq and is a predicted model, not a curated record.
CCGACGAUGGGCUUCCGAAAGGAUACAGAACCCUGGAAGCUUAUGCUUGUCAUGCUUUUAGACUUGUCAAUGCUGCUGGAGAUCAUGUGUAUUGCAAAUUCCAGUUUACGCCUAAGACCAGUGAAUUAUUCAUGACCACAGAAGAAGGCACUCGAUUAGCUGGAGUUGAUCCAUCGUAUGCGACCAGGGAUUUGUAUUGUGCAAUAAAGAAUGGAAAUUUCCCACAAUGGAAACUGGAAAUGCAAAUUAUGACCCAGGAACAAAGCGAGGCAAUGCCCUGUUGCUUCUCUGACAUCACUAGGGAAUGGGAUCCUAUCACUCACCCCUUGAUGGAAGUAGGAAUACUCACUUUAGAUAGAAACCCUAAUAACCAUUUCUUAGAUGUGGAACAGGCGGCCUUUUGCCCGGGUAACUUAUGUCCAGGAAUAGAGGGAUUCCUGGAUAAAACAUUCCAGGCUCGUGCGUUUGCCUACGCUGAUGCGCAGAGGUAUCGUUUGGGAGCAAACUUUGCACAACUGGAAGUGAAUCGUCCCAAGGUUUGUGUGAACAAUUACCAGCAGGAUGGACUCAUGGCCUUCCACCAAGUGGGCAAAACCAAUUACUAUCCCAAC